This is a messenger RNA of Exophiala oligosperma, 2078 nucleotides long. RefSeq lists its product as uncharacterized. The record is from RefSeq and is a predicted model, not a curated record. NCBI's taxonomy places the organism in Eukaryota, Fungi, Ascomycota, Eurotiomycetes, Chaetothyriales, Herpotrichiellaceae. Bases 686 to 1393 code for a protein of 235 amino acids. The transcript has 2 exons.
CAUGCCUCUGUCAAGUGUACUACUCUCGGACUCUUUCUACUCCAAAUCCUCCUAGUCUCUCUGUUCCAACCCGAUUGAUUGGCGUACGAGGGUAACAAGUGAUGGUCAUGCAUGAUCCCUGCCAGCGUCAGCGCUUAGACACCGACCGCACCCAAUCAUGACCUCCAACACCAUCUUGACCAACACCGCAGCCGCUGGAGGGGAGAACGCUCACCUUUUCCCAUCUCGAAUCAAACUGCCCAUCACCUUCGCACCGUUCGAACAUGCGCAUGCGUCGCUAGCAGUAUCACUCGGAGCAAUGUCCAGUCACGGCGUCUGCGUCUUAUUUCUGGGCGCCGCGUCGUUGGACUAAUUAAUUGAUUCGUAUCUACCGAGUAUAACCCUCCGCAAUGGCCCAGGUUGAUCGUCUUUGUCCCCUCUCUUUGCCUGCUGCCCUUCAUUCCGUCGACCAGAAAGAGGCCCAUACCAAGAACUCCUGUUGCUUAAUUCCUCUCAAGGCUAUACAGACCAGACCUUUUGUUUUCUCUCUUGUCGACGACCAGACUUCCGCCCUACGGCUCUGAGAGCUGUCCUUUGCGCACGUCCGAAGACCACUUGAUUGUGCCAUCUUCUUCUGCUCACACCCAUAAAUCACUCCCUACACAAGCAGAGGGAACCCGCAAAGUUCCUACUUCUUCCCGCCAGGAUGCUUUCGAGAUCGAUACUCGUCCUCAUCUCGUACCUCACCCUUGCCUACGGACAUGUGGUUAUAACAUACCCGGGUUGGAGAGGAGACAAUUUACAUUCGAAUGGAACGGUACAAGAGUCCAACGGGCUGGAAACUGCCCCUCUGGAUGGCAAUUAUAUUUGGCCGUACGGCAUGCAAUGGUCAUAUCCUUGCGGCGGUAUGCCCACAUCCACGAAUCGCACCAAAUGGCCCGUCAAAGGCGGCGCGGUCUCAUUCCAACCGGGCUGGUUCACCGGCCACGGUACUGCCUUUAUCUACAUCAACCUAGGCUUCGGCACCAUCCCCCCCAACAUGUCCAACGUCAUGGUGAACGGCAUCCAGAUCAUCGGUCCUACGAAAGAUCCUUACCCAGGAACGUUUUGCCUCCCUCAGGUCCCCCUUCCGGCCAACACUUCGGUCCAAGUCGGAGACAAUGCGACCAUUCAAGUCAUUGAAACGGCCGUCCAUGGUGCCGCUCUGUACAGCUGCGUCGACAUCACUUUUGCCGAACCCGAGGACGUACCUGAAGUGAAUGCCAGUAACUGCUUCAAUUCGACGCAAAUCUCCAGCUCGUUGGUAUUCACGACGACGGAUCUGCAGAGUGACGCACUUGUUUCUGUUUCGACGAAUCGCUACGGCUACAUGACGACAGCGUUGGUGGUGUCAUUAGGACUUUUGGCGUUAUGAAGAUGAUCUGGGAUGCCAGAAACAAGAUGAGAGCCCGCUGCGAUGAGAAAGACAACGCCCAAGUCGUGUGGUUGAGAAGACCUUUCCCAAACGAAACGAUCGUUCAUAACCCCCAGGUUCCAAACUCGACUCACCAGGUGGUGGUGGUGGUGGUGGAAUGUAGAAACUCCAAAGUUGGACAACAUUUACCCACACAGGAUCGAAAUGGAGAUAUUCGCAAUCCGAAAGAUACAGACCUUGGUAAUCCCGGGUUACGGGACGACUCAGCCGUAUCCGACCGGCAACCUUUUCCUUUCGUCCUGUCAAAAAGGGGCCAAUAGAAGGUUGAUGCAAUGACACCUCGUUGUGUUGUGGUGCGAUGCGAUGCGAUGCGUGGAGGUAUGUGGAACGCGCAGUUCCUAUAUCUGGCGGAGCUACUUCCGUAUGUCGCAGUGAGAUGACUUGAGGAGUAUGGGGGAUGUAAGUUGAUCUGCCUUUGCCGAAGCGGCUAUUUUUUUUUCUGGUGGACUACGGCGUCGUCGUUCCUUUUCUUGUCUCACAUACAUACCAUCUCGACAAUGUCCAUACUUUGUUUCUUGUCGUUCAUAUCCGUGCAGAGACGGGAACAUGCACCCCGUGCAAUUAUUUCUUCAGACUACCCCCUACGUACGGACUGCGAAAAAUUUGUCUGAGUAUCCUAUUCACU